Molecule: messenger RNA, 6069 nt
Organism: Caenorhabditis sp. 36 PRJEB53466
Lineage: Eukaryota; Metazoa; Nematoda; Chromadorea; Rhabditida; Rhabditidae
Source: the annotation of a GenBank genome assembly
AUGAUUCCUGUACAAAACGCAGAGUUAGUGGAUAUUAAAGAACAACUAAAGUUUCAAAAUCAUGUAAUCCAAGCCAAGGUGAGUGUUUUGCUGUUUUUCAUUGACGGAACAAUUUGACACGCCGUUCAGGGGUUCAGUUUGGUUGUCGAUCGGAUUCUGAAGCGAACAAUCAGCGGCAAAAAUGAACAGAAUCAUCUGAAAGUGCUGUUGGAUUGUUUUUGUGAUUUCGGUGAUUAUCCAUUCGAUCUUCUGCUCAAAUCUCUUCCGAUUCUCGUAAAGUCCGGUAAGUCUGUUUUAUGAAAUAAAGACAAAGUUAAAAGUAUUCUUGAAGAUAAUAAAUGGAAAGAUGUGAUUCGAGACGAGUUCCUGAUGCGGCUGCCGAGGAUAAAACACACUCAGAGAGCGUUCAAAAGUCUAAUUGAUACCUGCGAUCUUUCUUGCUCGUAAGUUUUCACUCAACACUGAUAAGUCUAUUUUUACAUUUAGACAGUUUCUCUCAUUUGCCACAAAAAUCGACAACGAAGUUCUAACAAGAAUGUGCUUGAACGCGAUUUCCAGCAGAAAUACUCUCAUUAUACGGCAAUUCUUCUAUUUUCCGAAUUACUAACUGAUGAGCAGAAGAAGCUUCUGGGCAAUGAUGGAAAGCUGCAAACUGUGUUUCUGAGACACUUCCCGCAUCUUUAUUCUUACAAAAAUAAGGCUCAACAUGACAAUGAAAAUUUCCUUCGCGGUAGCCCUAUUCUGUCAGUCAAUCGUCUAUUGAAUUUUUUUCAGAAUGCUCCGAGCAGGAACUACUUCAACAUUCUCUUCAGAAUCUGAACAUAUUCCAAACACUGCAGUUGAUGCAAGAGAGACCGGCGAUCCGUCAGAAUCAGAAUCUCCGAAGACACUUUCUUUAUGUGCCGUAUCGAUUUCUACUGAGAGAAUGCACGCAAAUCGUCGAUCAAGCACUAAACGAAAAGGAAUUAGAGAAGGAGAACCGAGAAUUGAUGGCACAGCUCACGGAAUUCGAGAAGAACAAGAGUAGCAUCUUGCCACCAGAUUUCGACAAAGAGGAAUUCGAUUUGGAGAGCCUGUUCCGGCACGUGGUCACCCGGCAGAAAUUGGCCACAUUCGUCCGAUUUUUAGAAAACUACAAAGACGAAUUGACACUGUUCCGAAAGGCGCACAUUCUUCCGUUCCUCCCUGCUCUUCUCCCGUUCACAACGGACCCGCCACUUCAAAAGAGGAUAUGUCAUUUGAUGUGCCACUUCAUUAAAAGUGCUCCAGAACAAGCGAACGGAUACGUCUCCUACUUCAUCACUCUUUUCUACAAACCAUUCUUCCCCAUUUGCAAAUCACUUGUUCUUGAUACACUCCAAGGCUUGGCUGUCAAUCGGGUGAGUUGAAUCAUUAUAUCAGAAUAACUUUUAAAGAAUCUCUUUCAGUUCGUACUCACUCCGAUCGUCGCCUUCCUAACCAAAUUCGCUCAAAGUGGAGAUCAACAAGUGAAAGCGCUUCGAUGUCUUUCCAAUAUUGUUUCCAAAUACCCCUCAACCAUCGAGCACAUCUCUCAAUGCAUCGUUUUGAGCCGAAAAGAAGAUUCGGAAGAACUUCUGCGUGCUCAUUUGAAUCUUGCCAAAGAGUGCUGCAUUGCAACGUAAUUGAUGCCCGCCCUUUCCUUUUCAACUUGAUUUUUUCAGCGAUGACAAUGAAUCAGUACUCAAGAAAAUAUCAGAUGUACUGAAAGAGAAUGGAUUUCGAUUGGCUGCCGCAGUAGACACUGUUCAUGAACUUCUGAAGCAUAAUGUGCUCGAUUUGAAGCCUUCUUUAAAGCAACUCACAAAGAAAGUGCGACUGGCAGGGAAUGAGAAGGCUUUGGCAAGUUACUGUAGGAUACUUUCGAGAGGAAGCCUCCCUGACCCAGAAGAGAGCGACGAAGACAAUCACGAACUGAAGAUGGAUUGCAUCAAAGAACUGCAUGAACUGACGAAGAGUUCCGUUCACGAGGUGGCCGCGGAAGCAUGGAGAGCAAUGGGAGAAUAUGAAAUGGUCGACAUCGAGGAGGCAGUCAAACUGCCAGCUUCCUCGUUCGGAACUGCAUACUCAAACGUUCCGAAACAACAACAGGACGGAUUUGUCGAUUUUUUGGAUAAAUGCAUCCAAAAAGAGGUGGAAUCAUAUCAAAGACCGCUGUACAACGUGGGAACGCAGUCAGCCGAAGUGCCCCCAAUGCUCUCUAAAGUUGACGUUUUCAAAGAUCAGCUGGUGAUCAAGAACAAGGAAGAAACGUGGUUCUGGUCGGCAACCCUUCCGCUGACCGGACAGAUUCUCCAGUUGGCCGCCCCCAGCAGCAAGGCCCUCAACGCUGUCCGUCUGCUCAAAUCGUGCAUCAUCUCGGUUCCACUCUCGAAUUCCCACGACGAAAUGAUCCGUCUGAUGGCCGGAUGGAGGAUUUGUAUCAGAGAGACGUUGAACGCGCUCGCCGAGUCGAAAAGCAACGAUCUUCUCUGGGCUCGCGAUCAGAUUUGCCAGGAGGGUAAAGUCAGUCUGACGCAAAAAGCGAAUGUGUCGACAAUAUUAUGAUGAUUCUCACGGUGCUCGCGGCUGCAAUUGAAGAAAAACUGAAGACGAUCGACGAUCAGAAGCAGAUUGACGAGGUUGUGAGGGCGCAGAAACCAUGGCUCAUAUCAGUUUUUGAAUUCGUGGCGACUCGUCUCCCGAAAGAAGUGAAGCAGAAAAGAGAGCAGAAGGUAAAUCCGAUCUACCAAGUGCUCACUCACUCGAACAAGUCUUCCCUGUUCAUCGCCAUCUUCUGCACUCGACUACUCUACCGUAUUCCAAGCAUUUUCGAGUAUUACGGAGACGGUAGCGAACUAGGACUUGUGGGAGACAAUAUGUUCGUUGCCUUACUGCAAAACUCCUCAAAAGAGCUCACGAAGGACGAGGUUCCGGAUCGGAGAAUGCUGUGGGUGACUGCAGAAGCAUACGGUGCAGAUGGCAUGACGGCGAAGGCAUUCGAGUCCGUUUAUCAGACUGUGAUCGAUGAAAAAACUGAAAAGGUUCCAGUACCAAGCUUCGAGAAGAAUGAAGAUGUCGAGAAGUUUUUCACGGCGUUGAUUUCAUUGCCGAAAGAGGAGGCGAUUGAUAUUCAACAGAAAUCCAGAAAGGCGCUGGAGAAGAUGUGGAACAACGGAACGGAGGAAGUCAAACGGAAGAUCUACGAGGGACUGGCCGAGUUGGCAUUGAUUUCCGGAAGUGCACGGAAGAAAAAGACGCUUCCAGUUGAAAAGCUGCCGGAUUCGAGUGUUUUGAAAGGAGUUCUUCAAAUUUUCGAUGAAAAACACAACUUGGAUUCGAAAUCUCUGCAGAACCUCAUUCGAUCUUUCGUGAACAAGAAACGAAAAGACGGUCGGUUCCUGCCGCCGCUCGAUUGGCUGAGGAUUCUCGAACGGAGCUCUUGGCAAUCGGUCCAAUCGGAGUCUCGUCAGCACAUUGUCGCAUUGGCGUGCGAACAGAGCAUCUCUGAAGUCUUAUUCGAAUUAGCAUCAGAUCUGAACAGCCAGGAAAUACUGGUGAUUGCUGACCACUUCCCAUCCAUCUCGAAGCUGUUGCCGAGGAAAGAAUUUGUGAAUGUCCUCGAGCAGAUGAUCGUACGAGCGAGAGACGCAGACGAUGAUCAGGAAUCAGAGAGAAUCGCGAAAGCAUUCGGAGCCAAUCAAAAGAAUCCGAUCAUUCGAAUGUUCUUAUCGAGACAACUUCCUUCACUUGAGUCUGUCGUUGGGCUGAGUGAUCCAAUUCUGAAGGCGUUGCCAGAGCCCGCCGAGUUCAGCGGACUCGUCUCGAAAUGUUUCGAUCUGUGGAAGGAGGUUCGGAACGGCGAGAGGAUGAAUAUGAAACAGAGUUGCGACAUAGUCGUUGCCGAGGAGAACUGCAAUAAACGAAUGUCAAUGUACGCAUUGAUAUCUCUGGAAGCUGGACGGAUGUCUGUCAAGAAGCGAUUCGACAAGAUUCUCGACGUCAUCACUGCCAGUAAAAUCGCCAGAAGCCUGUCCGGAGACAUGUCGUCGUUCCUCCCCAUCGUUCUUUCGCUCAUCGUCUCUCCGUCAGCAGAUGUGGAUAUUCCCGUGUGCUGGUUUGGCAAUGAGGAAUUCAUCGUUCAAAUGAUGACGGCGGCACGAAGACCAUUUAUUAAAGUGCUCCUGGAGAGUGAGGAGAUGAGGAACAAUGUGAAGCACGUAAGAGUUCAGUGUUAGUAAGCAUAUACUCAGAAUUAUUUCAGAUUGGCUCGUUUCUGCGGAUGUAUGUGGAAGGAGAAGAGUCGAACUUGUAUGAGCAAUGGCAGAAAAGCGUGGCUUCAGGUGAGCUGAAACCUGCACGGUGAUUCUUUGCGAGGGCGCAGUAAGGAGAGGCUGAAAGUUCGGGCCCCGUCCUGUGAACUGUCGGAUGCUUAUUUCGCCGGCCGGCGGCGCCCUCUCCAAGCCUUUUUCCGCUAGUCAGAACUUCAGACGCGUGUUUUUUUGCAGAAUACUUAUUCAUUUUUCCUAAUUUUUUGGGAAUAACUUCAUUGUGAUGUAAGCUAACAAAGAGACACAAAAAGCACGCUUGGGCAUGGCUGCAGCCAUUUUUUGAGAAAAAGUUAUUUGUUCAGUGGCCUAUAGACAUUUUUGCGAGUUUCUUGUCGCUCUUUGUUAGUUUUGAUAAUAAUGAACGCAUUCACUAUGACAAUGAAUAGGAUGAAUCAGUAUUUCUCGGGCGACGCGCAUCUUAAGUUCCUAAAAAUGGCGGUCCAACAUAAUAGAACUGGGCAGAAUAGAACUGCGCAGAAUAGAACCUCGACACAAUAAAAUAAAUAGAACUGUUUUUGUGUAUUUAUAUGAGCAUUUUGUCCGUUCCUUUCAAUUAACUUUCGCAAAAUUUUUCGUCUCUCGAACAAUUAACCAGAAGACCACAGUUUAUACCUAGAAAAUUGGUUUCCCUUCGUUUUUGAUAGUACAAUAAAAUUAUUUUCUGUGGGUUUUCGUUACCUUAGAGAAGAGGGAUCACGACGGAAGUGAAAUUAAUAAAUGCUAUAAAUCGAUCACGAGAUUCCAAAAUUAUAUUUUCUACGAAACAAUUAUUCUACAGAAAGGUUUGAAAGGCGCUCCAAACAGUUAUAUUGUGUCGCGGUUCCAUUAUGUCGCGGUUCUAUUCUGCCCGGUUCUAUUCUGCCCAGUUCUAUUAUGUUGGACCGCCCUAAAAAUAGCUCGAGGGGCCUAACUGGCGUGGCCUAGUGUUUCUGGUUCAGCCUCGCAAAGAAUCACCGUGACCUGUUUAAAGAGUGCUUUAAAACGUAUUUUUUCAGAUUUGCUAUUAUCGAUCGUUGCGGUGUUCCCCAGAGAGGCUCUUCCGAUCAUUCGCGAGGAAUCGAACAACUUCUGGAGUGCGAUCCUUCCUAAUCUUUUCGCUGCAUCCCAGAUCUCUAAUAAUUCCCCGUAUGGCAUGUGAAUUUCCUGUGAUUUUUAGUUCAUAUUGCCGUGUUCCUGCUAAAUUUUAUGAAUCGUUUGUAGUUGAAUCCGCUCUAUUAUAUUCGCUGUUGCUCGGUUGCUCCUACCGAAUUUUAUCUGCACUUAUUUCUUUUCCGCUCUUUCAACUCAAUUGUAUUGCAGAAUGUCUGUUGAACAGCACGUGCCGAAUGAUCAGUUCCUGCAGAAACUAACCGCUUUCUACAGAGAUUCGAAGAUCCGCGGACCACGCAGCGUCUAUGUCACAAUGAAACCAUGUCAGUGACAAGUUUAAAAAUGUCCGUUCCUAAACUGACGUUUCUUCAGAUGACGGACGUACGAAAGCGACGCCGAAAGGAAGCCAAUUCAAGGAGGGCGACGAGAUCUCUUGCCUGUUCAGGGCCAAGUGGGGGAACAAGAAGAUUGCUACCGAGGUGGGAUUUCAGGCAAAGUAAAGAUUCUGAAAGAUUCAUCACAGGUGAAAGCCAAGGAAGUGAACAAGUUCCACACACAGUACUCUGCAAUCAUCAUCGGCCAAAUGGUGAAUCUGGAGAAGCGGAAGAAGACUGACGAAGAGAAGAAGAAGACGGGCGCCACGAAGUCCUGA